GAUAAGCGGAAGAAGAUGGAUGGAUUUAACUUGGAUAUUGUUUUAAGUUGUUGCAGAUGUUAUCCUUAAUUAUUCUAAUUUAAAAAUCAGGUGUAGUGCGCAGAACGCACAGUGGUUUUUAGAUCAAUAGAUUUGAUAAGGUUCUGCUUUGACGAGCUUCUGUGGAAUGGCAGCAUUUGCACUUUUAGAAAGCAAUGUAUGUUAUUCAUGAAGUUUUAUACCAGGAACGUUACUAGAGUUUGAAUCUAGGAAACAGCUUGAGACAGCAGCAUGAAUUGCAUAGUGAUGGUGUCUUUUAUUCUCAUACAGAUAAUGAAACUUGAGAUAAAUAUCAUAUGAUUAUCUUGUUUUACAACAAAAGCUAAUAUCCAAAAAUGUUUUGAUAAUGGCACCAGUGUGGCUCAUGAAUGCCUGACUUGCAGUCCUGCUGCUGUCAGUAGUUGCUGAGGCAAUUCCUGCUUCCUGCAUCAGACUGAUGAGUCACUGGUGGGACGGACAACUGCAGCAGGCAACAUUGUUGUUAUUGUUUUGGACUGAAUGCCUUGCAUAGAGGAACUAGUGACAGGUGUUGCCAGUCAUUUCCACUGCAGGUAUGGAUCUGGAGGAGCAAGAAAACGAGCUACUUGCUAUUCAUAGCAUUCUGAGUUCAGAGGAGUUUGUCCGGCACGGACUUAGGACUGCUGGGGAAAUAAAAGUGUUGACUGAACUGCCCUCUGGCUUCCUGGUGGCACUCGGAGAGGGUGACACCCGGACGCAGCACGAGAUAUCAUUCCUUCCAGCGUUGCAUCUGGCCUUUGAGUUCCCGGAGGAUUAUCCCUCCUCAUCCCCUCCCUCCUUCACUCUCUGCUGUAUCUGGCUGACACACAAACAGCUUGCUUCUUUGGGGUCUCACCUCGUUGAUCUCUAUCAAGCCACUGGAGGUGACGUGGUGAUCUUCUCCUGGGUACAGUUUCUAAGGGAGGAUACUCUCGGAUUCCUCAACAUCCGUUCUCUGCUGGAACUCCCCAAUGAACGCAGCAGCCCGUACAACAGCGAGGACACAAUUUCCGCCUCCAUCCCGGAAACCAAUCAAAUCCCCCUCACCUCAGGGUCCAAAGACGCCGAACGUUGUCACCUUUCAGAUAAUUUGAUGGACAAUAGUCAUGAAGACUCUCGAGGAGCCGUAGCCCCCGAGUCCUGCAAAUCCCGUAAGGAUUCUUCCAUCCCGCUUGGUGAAGAAGAAGCAUGUGGAAAAGGAGCUGGAAACCUUUCAGCUUCCGACCAACCAGUCUCUGAUCUCUCCCUGACUCCAGCACAAGCUCUUAUGUCUGAGAUAUUGGUCCACGAUGCAGCUCAAACACACAAGGUUUUCCAAAGCACAGUUUUUGAUUGCUCAGUGUGUUUUCUGAGCUACCUGGGUUCCGAGUGUGUACGGAUACAAGAGUGCGGCCAUGUCUUCUGCCAGGCCUGUCUGGCUGAGUUCUGUAAGCUCCGGAUAACAGAGGGAAAUGUCCUUGGCGUCACCUGCGCUCAGGCAGGCUGCACAGCUUUCCCCACGCCUGACCAAGUGGAGAGUCUGGUGGGGGAGGAACUGUUUAGACGCUAUGACCGUCUUCUUCUACAGUCUACUCUGGACUGUAUGGCAGAUGUCAUUUACUGUCCACGGACCACCUGUGGAUCGCCGGUCAUUCUGGAGGAAGCCAGCAGGGUGGCGCUCUGCUCUGUCUGUGGCUUUGCCUUCUGUGUUACCUGCAAGAAGACUUACCAUGGAAGAGAUGACUGCAGGGUGAGGGGGAAGCCUCAAACAGAUGACCCACAGCAAGGCGAUGCAGACCUCCCCCAGUCAGUUGUGGGUUUGACGGCUCUCUGGGAUGACUAUGCCAGUGGUAGCAAACGAAGGCAGCGCCAGCUGGAGAGCAAGUACGGUCGAAAGAUUCUGCUCAGCACUCUGGAGGAGUUCCUCUCCGAGGACUGGAUUGCGUUCAACAGCAAAAAUUGUCCGUACUGCUUCUGCACAAUACAGAAAGACAAAGGGUGCAAUGUGAUGACGUGCACAAGGUGCCAGCGAUUGUUCUGCUGGGCCUGCUUGGGCAAGCUUUCCUAUCAAAAUAUUGGCAAACACUUUGAGCAAGGUGCUUGUACGCUGUACCAGUAUAACGUCUGACCGACAGUCUCAGAAGGACACAAGUAGGCCAUAACUCAAGUACACAUCAGUCUGGAAGCAUUUUGAAAUAGGGAUUGCAUUGUAACAGCCACUAGUGGGAGCUAAAUCACUUAUUUCUAAUAGUUUACAAUCGAGCAGAGCUUCUCUAUUAUUUUUGUCAUGCCCCUUUGGGAACAUUCUUUUUUUCAUGACCCCUCUAAAUUGAAAUACCUGAACAUUUUUACAGUAUUUAUUCAUCCAUACAAACCAAUCUGAGUUGCUGGCACCAGCACAUACAGUCGUGGUCAAAAGUUUACAUACACUUGUAAAGAACAUCAUGUCAUGGCUGUCUUCAGUUUCCAAUCAUUUCUACAACUCUUAUUUUGUUGUGAUGUAGUGAUUGGAGCACAUACUUGGUGGUCACACAAAACAUUCAUGAAGUUUGCUUCUUUUAUGAAUUUAUUAUGGGUCUACUGAAAAUGUGAGCAAAUGUGCUGGGUCAAUAAAAAGGUAGCAACAUAGACAAAAAAAGGUAGCAACAUAGACAAAAAAAAGGUACCACCAAGACAAAAACAAAGGUAUCAACAUAUACAAAAAAAGAUACCAACACAGACAAAAAAGAGGUAGCAACAUAGACAAAAAAAAGGUACCAACCUAGACAAAAAAAAGGUACCAACACAGACAAAAAGAAGGUACCAACAAAGACAAAAAAAAGGUAACAACACAGACAAAAAAAAGGUACAAACACACGCAAAAAAAGGUACCUAACAAAACACAGGUACCAACACAGGCAAAAAAAAAGACAGCAACAUAGACCAAAAAAGGUACCAACAUAGACAAAACAAAAUGUACCAACACAGGUAAAAAAAAGGUACCAACAUAGACAAAAAAAAGGUACCAACAUAGACAAAAAAAAGGUACCAACACAGGCAAAAAAAAGGUACCAACACAGGCAAAAAAAAGGUACCCUCAUAGGCAAAAAAAGGUACCAACACAGGCAAAAAAAGGUACCAACUAAGAUUUAAAAAAAAGGUACCAACACAGGCAAAAAGAAGGUACCAACAAAGACAAAAAAAGGUAACAACACAGACAAAAAAAAGGUACCUAACGAAACACAGGUACCAACACAGGCAAAAAAAAGACAGCAACAUAGACCAAAAAAGGUACCAACAUAGACAAAACAAAAUGUACCAACACAGGUAAAAAAAGGUACCAACAUAGACAAAAAAAAGGUACCAACAUAGACAAAAAAAGGUACCAACACAGGCAAAAAAAGGUACCAACACAGGCAAAAAAAGGUACCAACUAAGAUUUUUAAAAAAAAAAGGUACCAACACAGGCAAAAAAAAGUAGCAACAAAGACAAAAAAAAGGUAGAAACAUACACCAAAAAAAGGUACAAACAAAGACAAAAAAAGGUACCAACACAGACAAAAAAAGGUACCAACAAAGUCAAAAAAAGGUGCCAACACAGGCAAAAAAAGGUAGCAACACAGACAAAAAAAGGUACCAACGAAAAAAAAAAAGGUACCAACUGAGGGGGAAAAAAAGGUACCAACACGGACAAAAAAAAGGUACCAACACAGGCAAAAAAAAAAGGUACCAACACAGGCAAAAAAAAGGUACCAACACAGGCAAAAAAAGGUACCAACAUAGACCAAAAAAAGGUACCAACCUAGACAAACAAAGGUACCAACAGAGACAAAAAAAGGUACCAAAGACUAUAAAAAUGGGACCCGUUUCCCUCCCUGCUUGGCACUCAGCAUCAAGGGUUGGAGUUGGGGGUUAAAUCACCAAAAUGAUUCCCGGGCGCGGCGCCGCUGCUGCCCACUGCUCCCCAAGGGGAUGGGUCAAAUGCAGAGGACAAAUUUCACCACAUCUAGUGUGUGUGUGACAAUCAUUGGUACUUUAAUCUUAAUCUUUAACACAGGCAAAAAAAAGCUACCAACAGACCAAAAAAAAGGUACCAACAAAGACAAAAAAAUUCAGUUUUGCAUAAUAGGUCCCCUGUUAAUUAAAGCCAGUAUAAGUCCAUUCCAGAGGGUUAAUAAUAAAUCUGUUAGUUUGUUCAUACCUAGCAUUGUUUUCUAUUUGAGUAAUUUCACUUGAUCCAAAUAAAAAUAUUCAUUUUAAUAUGAAUAAAUAACAUUUCUGGAGGACUACUUCAUGGUAAACUCUUAAUUUCAGGAAACGAGACAGGAAACACAAACUAUUUUCCAGUAUUCAAAGUGGUUUAAAUUAAUAUUUUUAAUUGUAUUUGUUAAAUAUGCAACCAGAUCAAUGUGCAAGACACUUUGCUUAGCAAUAAUAAUAAAUAAAAAAAGGUCAUAUGUAUUACACCAUUCCUUCUUGGCACGCAAAUGGCUCCAAGUCCAUGGCCCGGCUCUCAUGCAAAGGAGGUAAGUACCGUGGUGGCCUCAUGCAGUGUCAAGUCUUCCCAACAACUAAUAAUAAUAAAGAACCACAUCUGUGGCCUUUUUCCACACAGCGUUUGUAACACCUCUGGCCCUCCGACAUGCUGCCAACUCCUGGAAGAAAUGCUUGCUUGUCCCCUCACAGGCCACCGUGCUCAGUGAGUAAAACAACAGCUCAGCAGUUUCUUCUCCCUCCAUUGCUCAUCUUGUAGUCUCCCUGCAGCGCCUCGGCCCUUAAAGUCCCUCAUAGUGAGCCAAGACAUCCUCACAGCAGUUAUUGUGUAUUUUGUAGAGUGCGCGACACUUCUACUUCUUCUGGGGACCAGGGUUCCUGGUUCGAUCCCCAACCUUCAUCACGUCCGUUGUGUCCUUGAGCAAGACACUUCACCCUUGCUCCUGAUGAUAACCUCAUGGUUAGCACCUUGCAUGGCAGCUCCCGCCAUCAUCAGUGUGUGAAUGUGUGUGUGAAUGGGUGAAUGUGGAAAUAGUGUCAAAGCGCUUUGAGUACCUUGAAGGUAGAAAAGUGCUAAACAAGUAUAACCCAUUUACCAUUCUACACUAAAAUGGUUGAAAUUAGAGAUGUCCGAUAAUGGCUUUUUUGCCGAUAUUCCGAUAUUGUCCAACUUUUAAUUACCGAUUCCGAUAUCAACCGAUACCGAUAUAUACAGUCAUGGAAUUAACACAUUAUUAUGCCUAAAAAAAAGUACCAACAUAGACAAAAAAAGGGUACCAACAUAGACAAAAAAAGGUACCAACACAAGCAAAAAAAAGGUAGCAACUUAGACCAAAAAAAAGGUACUAACUCAGACAAAAAAAGGUACCAACACAGACAAAAAAAAGGUACCAACAGAGACAAAAAAGGUACCAACGAAAACCAAAAAAGAGGUACCAACUCAGGGGGGAAAAAAAGUGUAACCCAUUUACCAUUCUACACUAAAAUGGUUGAAAUUAGAGAUGUCCGAUAAUGGCUUUUUUGCAGAUAUCCGAUAUUCCGAUAUUGUCCAACUCUUAAUUACCGAUUCCGAUAUCAACCGAUACCGAUAUAUACAGUCGUGGAAUUAACACAUUAUGCCUAAAAAAAGGUACCAACAUAGACAAAAAAGGUACCAACACAGGCAAAAAAAAGGUAGCAACACAGACAAAAAAUGGUACCAACACAGACAAAAAAAAAGGUACCAACAUAGACAAGAAAAGGUACCAAAACAGGCAAAAAAAGGUACCAACACAGACAAAAAAAAGGUACCAACACAGGCAAAAAAAGGUAGCAACAUAGGCAAAAAAAAAGGUAGCAACAUAGGCAAAAAAAGGUACCAACACAGACAAAA
This is a messenger RNA of Entelurus aequoreus (snake pipefish), 5860 nucleotides long. Its product is annotated as E3 ubiquitin-protein ligase RNF14-like. Gene Ontology annotation, cellular component: ubiquitin ligase complex; cytoplasm. The record is from RefSeq and is a predicted model, not a curated record. The transcript has 7 exons. The coding region runs from base 593 to 2143 and encodes 516 amino acids. Lineage: Eukaryota; Metazoa; Chordata; Actinopteri; Syngnathiformes; Syngnathidae. Gene Ontology annotation, biological process: protein polyubiquitination; ubiquitin-dependent protein catabolic process; positive regulation of proteasomal ubiquitin-dependent protein catabolic process. Gene Ontology annotation, molecular function: ubiquitin conjugating enzyme binding; zinc ion binding; ubiquitin protein ligase activity.